This is a messenger RNA of Asparagus officinalis (garden asparagus), 657 nucleotides long. RefSeq lists its product as uncharacterized. NCBI's taxonomy places the organism in Eukaryota, Viridiplantae, Streptophyta, Magnoliopsida, Asparagales, Asparagaceae. The transcript has 2 exons. Bases 1 to 657 code for a protein of 218 amino acids. The record is from RefSeq and is a predicted model, not a curated record.
AUGACUUCUGUAUAUUGCCGAUGGUUAUUAGCCGCCAACAUAUCCGUUAAGAAGAAGCAAAUUUCUGAAUUAGAAGCCGAAGUUGCUUCUCGGUUAGAAGUAGCCCGGAAGACUAUCUCCUCUAAGGGAAAGAAAGAGUCUACUACAUCUUCCCGUAAAGGGAAACAGAUAGCUGACUCAGAUGGGAGCGACGAAUUUGACACAUCUGACGAAGAGGAUGAGACUGAGGAUGAAGCAGAAGCUGAUACUCCUCCUUCUUCUGUAGCCCACCGGACUCAUCGUGUUUCAUCGCCCAAAUCGCCAGAUGCUCCUUUAAAGCCAACACAAAUGAAGGAAAAGGAUAUUCCUUUGUCAUCUUCCAAUAGGAUGACUGUCAGAUGGCCUACCCGGGAAGAAGAAGAGGAAGAAGAGGAGGACACCACACCACUCAUUAGCAGGAAAAAACCCCAAUCUUCCGUUUCUUCUGAAGCUCAACCCCGGCCUUCUCAAGGAACUGAAUUACGCACGAAAUUUCAUCACGAGAGUUCUGAGAUUCUAAAAGAUGCUCGCUUAUCCAAGAGAAUUAAGAAGACUGCUCAUCAGCAACGCAAACUCCCCCCCGUAUUUGAAGAGGAGUUUACCCACGACCUUUCGGUUAACGAAGGAGGGGGCAAGUAG